This is a messenger RNA of Leptopilina heterotoma, 5528 nucleotides long. RefSeq names its product RING finger protein 17 (gene qin). The transcript is spliced from 28 exons. The record is from RefSeq and is a predicted model, not a curated record. NCBI's taxonomy places the organism in Eukaryota, Metazoa, Arthropoda, Insecta, Hymenoptera, Figitidae. The coding region runs from base 341 to 5503 and encodes 1720 amino acids. Gene Ontology annotation, molecular function: zinc ion binding.
CUGUUUUGUACACAUACAUAAAAUUAUCACUUGCAAAAUCAAAACAAAUCUGUGUACGGCCUAACAAUGUGAUGAAACGAAACUUUAUGCCAAUUUAUAAAGGUUAGGAAAUUCUUCAAGUUUUUUUUGAUACGCUACUGAGCCGACAUCUUUGAUUUAUUUGUCCAACCAAUACAAGAAGAGCUCACCAGUAGUGCAGAGUGCGCAUAUUCUCCGUGCGAUUCUUCACAUCGUUCACAUCAUUUGCCAUCUUCGACUGAUCAGUAAGUUGUUCAUUAUAGUGAAUCAAGACAAUUUCGUACUUUUUUAAUUUAGUGGAUGAAUUCUCGUGAAAAUAAAUAUGAAGGGGAGUCGGAUCGAGAAGAAUGAGAAACCGAUCGUCUUCUCAUAUCCAGAGAUAAAGACGAAAAACUUCUCAUGUGUUCAGUGCAAGCAUCAGUUCUCUUCAAAAGAGAAUAAUUUCUACAAAAAGGAAUCACGUGUUCCUUUACUGCUACCAUGUGGACACACAGUGUGCGAUUAUUGUCAUCAAACAAAUUCUAACCUGACUUGCAAUGCUUGUGAACAACCUCAACUAAAAACAGAGAAUUCAGAAAAACCCAAUCUUUUUAUUGAUGUUUACACAUUGGGUGCGAUUAAUCUUUCUCAGAAUCGCUCUGGCAAUAUAAAUGAUCCAGAUCUUCACUUUUAUCAGUCGACAGGAUCGAAAAUUCGACAAACACUUGCUCAAGAUCUCUGCAGUGAAUGUAUGCAUAGAGCUGUAUUAAAAUGUGUGGAAUGCAAUGUUCUACUCUGCGAUUCUUGUUUUGCAAAGCUUCAUGGACGAGCAUUGGAGAAUCAUUGCAAAGUGACGAUUUCCAAUAAGCAGGACACUUUCGAUAUAUCUUCAUACACGAAGUGUGCACAGCAUGACCAGAAGCCUUUUUUUACGUACUGUCAAGAAUGUUGUGUAGUUUCGUGCUCAGUAUGCUUACUUGAACUACACAAUGGACACACAUUCGAAUCAAUUGCGGCAAGGAACGAGAGCUUGAAGGAGGAUUUCGACCAGGCGUACAAAAAAAUCGCAGAGACGUUACAGCGAGUACAUCAUACACAAAAGAAAACACAAAGAUACAUCAAUUUUCCAGACCAGCUACAAAAUAGUGAAUUGGAAGAGGCAAAUGUGAAUCAAUAUUUUUCUCAAAUACACGGCGUUCUUCAACUCAUUGAAAGAGAGCUGCUCGAAAAAGUGAAAUCACAACGGACCGCAUUAAGAAAUCAUAUGGAAAACAUCAAAACACAAUUAUAUGACUAUGAAAAACUAUUAGAAAACGGCUUAAUGAUGGCAGCGUCGGUCAGGAACUCGCUAUCAGACAUUGACUUGUCCAGCCUUAUUAAGAAAAUGAACAAUAUUGCAAAUUUGCCUUGUCACUUAUAUAAGGAGACUGUAACUACUGACCAAAGAGUCAGAUUUGAAGCUGACAAAACAAUUUUAGAUGUUUUAAAAAAUCACUGCUCGAUUCAUGUUCCAGACAUCGUGCCAUUCACAUUACUCAAAAGUGAAAACUUACCACCCAAUUAUACUUUAGAACCAAUAAAUCUACAAGACAUUCCAAGUUUAUGGACAGAAGUAAAAACACGGCCUCCAUCACCGACGCCUUCGGUAGCUAUGUCGACUUGUUCAACAAUGAACAAUCCGGACGAUACACUAGUAAAAGGAGGACGUGUAAUGGUGCAUGUAACACACAUAGCGGAUCCUUUUUGUUUCUACGUUCGACAAGUGUGUCUAAAUGACAAACUAAAGGCUCUGGAUGAAAAAUUAUCUGCCGCUGCUAUGAAAAAUGAUCAAUGGCCUACCGACAUUUUAUUAGGUUCAUUGUACAUCGUGAAAUACCUGGAUCGUUGGUAUCGUGGUCGAGUUCAAAGUAUAAAAAAGAAUCAACAGGAUCAAGAAACAUAUGAGAUAUUUUUUAUCGACUAUGGAAACACAAGUACUGUUUUGAUUCACGAGAUACGAUAUAUUUCUCAGCAUUUCUCAACUCCACCUGCCUUCGCCAUUAAAUGCUCUUUGCAUGAUAUUGAGCCGAAAGAUGAGAAAUGGCAAUCUUCGGCAACCAAGACAGUUAUGAUGGACUUGAUUAAAAACAACAUUAAACCAGUGAUAAUGUAUAUAUACGACAUUAGUGAGAAUACCUAUUUCGUCGAUCUAUGCAGCAACAAUAUUGAUAGGCAAAUAUCUUUAAGAGAUAAUCUUCUAGUUUUGGGAUUUGGUACUUUCAUAUCUUCGAGAACACUUAGGAAAACAAAUCCAAGUGCAGUAAGAAAGUUCUUCCUUCAAGACUUGAAAAUUUCAAAAUUCACGUCCGUAAGAUGUUCACACGUAGAAUCACCUGAUUCCAUCUACAUCGUAAAAAUAAACGGUAACGCUGAAAGCUUCGAAAGACUGAAAGAUGAAAUGAAAAGAGAGUAUAAAAAAGGAAAACCUAAAAGCCAGGUUAUAUAUGAACCUGAUGUAGGAAUGAUUUGUGCUGCUCAAAACAUUGAUAGCUACUGGUACAGAGCUGUCAUCUGUGAUAUCCCCUGCAUACAAACGGCCGAAGUUUUCUUCGUCGAUAUUGGAAAAAAAGAAAUAUUGAACUUUUCAAAACUUCGUAAAAUGCAACAAAAAUUCAUGAUUCUUACAACUCAAGCUGUACGUGUCAGUUUGAGAGACGUAGUCCCGAGUCCAGUUGGUAGCUCAAAGUGGGAUUCUUCAUCAAUAGAAUUUCUCAAAGAAACCUUAUUGCAUGGCAGAUUAAAAGUUUUUCCUCACAAUGAAAUUGGAAGCAAUCACUUUUAUAAAUCGUACAGUGUUAGUUUGUAUACGGAUGAGACGAACAUUAAUACUUUACUUGUCUCAUCAAAUCACGCAAUCAGCACAGGAGUAAGUUCAGAGAUUACAACUGAAACAGUAAAAGACAAACAGUGCUUGCCGACAAACAAAAAGAUUUUCAAAUCUUUAAAUUCUUUUCACGGUGGAUCUACAUUAUCGAUCUCACCAAAAAAUAAAAAGGCCGUUGAUGAAUUGGAAGAUUACAGAUUGCGAGUUGUUGUGUUAAAUGCAAAAUCACCCGACUGCAUCUACGUUGCUGAUCCAACGAAAGAAGCAGCACACAAUGCUCUUCAAAUAAAAAUGCAAAAAUUUUAUAAUAGACACGUGGCUGCUAUUUCAGAAAUUGAGUGGCAAAAAGACCAAAUGUGUGCAGUGUAUUCAAGAAUAGAUAAAGCAUUUUUCCGUGGGAAAAUAUUGAACGUCUUAUCUGAAACAGAACUCAGCGUGCUUCUAAUUGAUUUAGGUUUAGAAGAAACAUUUCCAUUGGAUGACGUACAACCUUUAGAUAAAGACUUCCUGUCUACCCCGCGAUAUCAAUUCAAAAUCAACCUGGCAGAUAUCAUUGCACCUGGCGGAACAGCUUCAUGGCCUUCUUCUUCGUGUCAAAAAUUACGUGAAAUUAUCAACGAAAAUGAUAACUUUAAAUUCUACAUCACAAAAGUGUCGGAAACAGUGGACGAAACAAUUCCUGCCGAACUUUGGGUUAAAGUGUCCAUACUUGAUGGACCAUUUGCUUCAGAUAAAAUUGAAUAUCGUUCUGUCAGCCGACUAUUAGCAGAAGCUGGAUUUGCAAUUCCACUUAAAGGUUUUUCUCGAGAUGUCACCAGAGCCCUCGCUCUGGAAGUCAAGAAACAAUUGGAUAAAGGUGAAUACAACGGUGGAUUAAACUUGAGUGAAAUAAUGUGGUCAAAAAAAAAUAGUGAAGAUGGAACUUUAGUCAACUCGGACACUUCUACCGAAUGCACCGAUAAUGAUGAUCAAUCCGAUUCUGAUAAUUUUAGUGAAUCUGCCAGCCAACAUAUGAAUUCGAAAUGGAUUCCAGCUGAUCCAAUUGAAACAAAUUCAUUUCGUGCUACUGCAACCUAUGUAGAUCACAAAUGCUUUGUCUAUCUGCACGCAGUAAAUCAAAAUGAGGUAUUAAAAUAUAUUGAAACUAAUUUGGAUGAGAAAUACAGUAGAAAAGCAAUUAAACCAUGCGGUCAAAAGUGGAAAAUCGGUGAUAUAUGCAUAGCUCAAUAUCAUAAUAAUAAAAAAUGGUAUAGAGCACAAAUUAAAAGGAUUAUUGACCACGAAAAUGUUCAGGUUGAAUUCGUUGAUUAUGGCAAUACCGAAGAUUGUGAAAUCGGAACAAUAAAGAAAAGGGUUAUUCUUCAAAAUAUUCCGAUCCAGUGUACAAAAUGUGUCAUACAGGGUCUUCGUACAAACACUUUAGAUGGAACUUGGUCUACAUCCGACUUAGAUAAGAUACACUGCCAUUUGGUUGACAAAGAAUUUGAUGUGAAUGUGAUAAAAAGAACAGGCAAUUUUUCACAAAUUCUACAUGUCUCAAUUACCUUACUGCAACCAAAAUAUUGCGAUUUUGUUACUUAUGCUUCGAAAGAAACGACUAUGAACAUUCUAGAUCCUAGAGAAUGUUACUCUGAUCCAGAAUCAUCAGAUGAUUCGAUAGAGGAGACAACCAUGAAAAGAGUUGAUAUCACAGAUAAUAAUACACAUAUAGAAAAAUACAUUUCUGAUUGUCAAGCUAAUCCUAAUAUGGGUGUAGACUACGAGACUGAAUUUCCAGCGUUAAAUUCUUCCACAAAAGUUGAGGAAGAGAAACAUGAGGAACCAAUUAGUAAAGCAGUGGACAAGGCGAGUAGUAUUGAAAGUGUUUCAUGGAAUAAUCUGGAGAGAAACGCAAAUAGAAUGAUUACUUCCACACCGCAAUUGAAAUUAGAUACUUCAGAGCCCAACACUAACAGCACUUCUACAACCACCACUGUUUCCUCAUCAGUAGAAGAUCCUUGUGAAGGAAUUGAUAUUCCAGAUCUUCUAAACAGAUUCAAAAACGAUGAUUUGGUUGAAAUCGAAAUGUCUAAUAUUGCCAAAAAAGGCCUAAAGCAACAAGAAUUAGAAUUUAUAGGCCAUGUCACAGGAGGCAACAAGAGUAUUAAGAAAGUUGUCAAGAGAUAUAGUGAAAUGGAUAGCGAUAUACAGAUAAUAGCUCCAAGACAACCAUUAAUUAAAGAUCCAAAGAUUAACAUGCUCUGUUAUGCAUUAUACACAGACGGUAAAUGGUACAGAGGUGUAAUAAAAAAAUACGAAAGAAAUUCCGAAAAAUUACUAAUUACCGUGAGAUAUAUAGACUAUGGAAAUAAUCGAGUUGCAGAUAUUUCUGAAAUCAGAGAAAUGGAUGCAGAAUUUCGCUCUGUACCCAGCAUGGCAGUAAAUUGUAAAGCCUACGGUAUCGUUCCAAAAUAUGGAUUUUCAAAAACUGAAUUCUCAAAAAUAGUAAUUCGCUAUUAUGAAGAUAAAACGCUAUUCGCUAAGAUUAAGGAAUGUAAUCUCGACAGCCGUACGAUCACUGUUGAUCUGUAUUUAGAUAGUGGAUGUACCCAACCAGCAGUAUCGUCUCUCAUAGAACAAGGUCUAUUUCAACCAAAAAAUUAAAAAGCUAGUCUUUACAGUUUAAGAC